This is a messenger RNA of Carassius auratus (goldfish), 2637 nucleotides long. RefSeq names its product cationic amino acid transporter 2-like. The record is from RefSeq and is a predicted model, not a curated record. The transcript is spliced from 12 exons. The coding region runs from base 231 to 2156 and encodes 641 amino acids. Gene Ontology annotation, molecular function: L-lysine transmembrane transporter activity; L-ornithine transmembrane transporter activity; L-arginine transmembrane transporter activity. Gene Ontology annotation, biological process: L-ornithine transmembrane transport; L-arginine import across plasma membrane. Gene Ontology annotation, cellular component: plasma membrane. NCBI's taxonomy places the organism in Eukaryota, Metazoa, Chordata, Actinopteri, Cypriniformes, Cyprinidae.
CUAGUGCAGUUGUGGGGUGACAUGACAUUUGAGCUUGAGGAAGAAAGGAGCAAACUUUGGAAGGACUGACUUGGAUCUCUCUGAGCCGUGAGCUUUUUAAAGAAAUCAGUGGAGUUCCCUGAGAGGCGUGUGUGUGGAGGCGUGUAUGUGUGUGUUUGCAUGAAAUUGUAAGACAUUACAUUACGUCCAUAAGGCAAUUCUCUCAUCAGGUGUUUGUGGUAACAGGAAGAAUGCUGGAACGUUGCCUCACAUUUGGUCGCUCCCUUGUGAGGAGGAAGAAUGUGGACCAGAACUCUUUGGAAGAGUCCAAGCUGUGCCGCUGCCUCUCCACUGUUGAUCUGAUUGCCCUCGGGGUGGGAAGUACACUUGGGGCCGGUGUCUAUGUGCUCGCAGGAGAGGUAGCCAAAGGCAGUUCAGGCCCCAGCAUUGUGGUGUCCUUCCUCAUCGCUGCUCUUGCAUCUGUGAUGGCCGGCCUGUGUUAUGCCGAGUUUGGUGCACGGGUACCAAAGACGGGCUCAGCCUAUCUGUACAGCUAUGUGACUGUGGGGGAGCUCUGGGCCUUCAUAACAGGAUGGAACCUCAUUCUGUCAUACGUCAUAGGGACGUCUAGUGUGGCACGUGCCUGGAGUGGGACGUUUGAUGAGAUUAUAGGGGGCCACAUUGAAAAGUUCUGCAAAAUGUACUUCAGAAUGAGUUUGCCCGGCCUUGCAGAGUACCCUGAUUUCUUUGCUGUCUGCCUGAUCUUACUACUGUCAGGCCUUCUCUCCUUUGGGGUGAAAGAAUCAGCUUGGGUCAACAAAAUCUUCACAGCUGUAAACGUGCUUGUGCUGGUGUUUGUUAUCAUCUCUGGGUUCGUCAAAGGAGACUCGCUCAAUUGGAAUAUAUCUGAGGAAUCUCUCAUAAACGUUACCGUUGUCAAAAGGAAUCUCUCACACACUGCUAAUGUCACUAGCGAUUAUGGGUCAGGGGGAUUUUUCCCUUAUGGCUUUGGUGGGACACUCGCUGGUGCCGCCACCUGCUUUUAUGCCUUCGUGGGAUUUGAUUGCAUUGCAACUACAGGUGAGGAGGUAAAGAAUCCCCAGAGGGCCAUUCCCAUUGGGAUAGUUGUUUCCCUGCUGGUCUGCUUUCUCGCCUACUUUGGUGUUUCAGCCGCCCUCACCCUCAUGAUGCCCUACUACCUGCUGGAUGAGAGGAGUCCCCUUCCUUUGGCUUUUGAAUAUGUGGGCUGGGGGCCUGCCAAAUAUGUUGUAGCGGCAGGAUCGCUCUGUGCUUUAUCAACCAGUCUGCUGGGCUCCAUUUUCCCAAUGCCGCGUGUAAUCUAUGCUAUGGCACAGGAUGGGGUGCUUUUCAAAGUGUUAGCCCAAAUCAAUCCUAAGACGAAGACCCCUCUUAUUGCUACAAUGUCUUCAGGUGUAGUUGCAGCUGUCAUGGCUUUCCUGUUUGACUUGAAAGCGCUGGUGGACAUGAUGUCUAUCGGAACCUUGCUGGCAUACUCUUUGGUGGCUGCUUGUGUCCUAAUUCUUAGGUAUCAGCCGGAUGCUGCGUUUGAGAGGUCUAGGAUCAGUGAAGGCAAGGAAAAGGUUGGUGAGUCUGAACUGACAGAGUCUGAGUCUCACCUGAACAUGCUGAAGGAUGGACGCGUUACCCUGCGCUCUCUGCUCAACCCUCCACUGCUGCCCACUGAACAGACCUCCACUGCGGUCAACGUGUCUGUUGUGAUCAUAGUGUUUGUUGUGUGUGUUAUUAGCUCACUCAACACAUACUACGGACAGGCCAUUAUUGCUAUGGAGCCUUGGGCCCUGGGGGUCUUAGGUGCAUCUUUGUUCAUCUUCAUCAUGUGCAUCCUUCUGAUUUGCAGACAACCUCAGACAAGGAAGAAGGUUUCCUUCAUGGUUCCUCUGUUGCCCUUUCUACCCAUCUUGAGUGUAUUUGUCAACGUGUAUCUCAUGGUUCAGCUCAGCGGAGACACGUGGAUCCGUUUCUCCAUCUGGAUGGCUAUAGGUUUCUUCAUUUAUUUUGGAUAUGGAAUCUGGCAUAGUGAUGAACGUAAGAGGCAUCUACAGAACUGUGGUGUUGCGACGGAGAAAAAGACACUGACAGGAAAUGAAGGCACUGUGGAAUAUGUGACGCACAUAGAGAAGACUAGCCCAUGUUAAAGAACAGCAGAUAAACUAUAAUAGUAACUAGCUGUUAUCCACGGCAUUCACCAACCAGCUGAUAGACCUGUGUAUUCAGCUCUGCCUUUACAGUCACUGCCAUCAUGAACAAUCACUGUAACACCUCUCAGUGCUGAUGCUCUCAUCUGUGAUGUGAUAGCAGGACGUUAGGGGUGUGCAAUCUGGCAUUAGAAGUUCAAUGCAUUGAUUAAAGGAAUUGAUUCUAUACCCAAUAUAAGCUUAUAUUUGUAACUUAAUAUAAAACAUACAUAAUAGAUAUAUAAAACAUACAUAAUAAUGAAUAGUAGCAAAAUAACUAAACAUGAGUAGUGACCAAGUUGUGAUCUAAUUUUUUUUUAUUGUUUUAUUUUAUUAAUUUUUAUUAAUAAAUCAUUAGAAUAGCAUUGAAUUGUUGUCAUAGCAAAUAUUUUCACCCCCAUAAGACAUACCUCUGUGUUUGAAGCAAUUUGCUUUUAAAAUG